Messenger RNA from Nothobranchius furzeri (turquoise killifish), 4656 nucleotides. NCBI's taxonomy places the organism in Eukaryota, Metazoa, Chordata, Actinopteri, Cyprinodontiformes, Nothobranchiidae. The record is from RefSeq and is a predicted model, not a curated record.
AUGGUUUAUAACGUGGUCAAUAAGGGUGGCCCGGAUUUCAUCUGGGACAUCAUGGUGCCUCCGUGCUCCUCGGCCUCUUCCCCCUAUUCCUCCACGCAUUCUCACUCCUCCUCUUCCUCUUCCUUUUCUUCUUCCUCCUCUUCCUCGAGCAGGAAGUUGCUGUUGUACUUGGCGAGGUCCUUCCAUGUUCACACUGCAAAUGAAACUGGCCCCGGGCCAAGCUCUGUCUAUAUACUUUUGGCAGCAGUCAUGAUCAUAGACAACACCUGUCAGCCACUGCUCUUCCUGCUGCAGGGCCACAUUUACUCCCUGGGCUCUACGCUUUCUGCAGCGCUGAACUUCGUCAUCGAGCCAGAGCUUGAAGCGGAUCUGGGAGAGGAAACCCAGAAGCUGCUGCAGCAGAUGCAGGAGGAGAAUCCUGAAGACAGGCCACUCCUGGAGGACAUCAAGUCGCUGGCCGACACCCACCUGUCUUACACCUCUUCUGCAGCUGUCUGCAGGAAACUGUCCUCAGUUGGACGGCGGGUUCUCUCCAUCGAAUCAGUUUCAAACACCCAAGAUGGACAGGAAGACUCCUGGGAGGCAAGAUGGCAGCACUCCAAAGCCAAAAGUCUCCUGAAGAGGCUGAACUCCGACGAUAGGACCAGAGAGCCAGCUGGCAGCUCUGUGACAAACACGCUGUCCAGGCAGCAGGUGUGCAGGGGCUGGGACUCGUCUUUAUGGGCCGAGGAUAUGGAAGUCGGAGAAGCAGACGCUCUGAUCUUGGUACAUGAGGUGGAUUGCUGCUCUCACAACAGCUCUCCGGUGAGGAGCAAACCCCAGCAGAGGUUCAGCAGAACAAAGGGAAUCCUGAACCGCUCCUGCUCUGUCCCAGACUCUAACAACCCCCCUUGUCUCUCCACUCCACCUCAUGGAGACAUAAGCAUACCUGUUUCUGACCUCACCGAGAUCGGAGCAGAUGAACACCUGAAAUGGAGUAACAAACUCCCUGGACUUAACCGAGGGAAGUCGUGUGAGUUCUACCCUUACUGUUGCACCCAGGAGAGAGAGGAAUCUCCGGUAGGAAAUGAGGAAGUGGAUCACAUUCACGAGAGCAGUGAAAACCAGUCUAACGGCAGCAUCCAGGAGCCACCACCAUCUUUCAGUCCCUGUCAGGAAGCAGAACUGGAUCAGAACUCUUGUGAGGGUCAGAGCAUUCAGAACAAGAGCCUGUAUGUUCCUUUUAACUACAUGACCAAGAGCAUGCAGUGCCUGAAUGAGGAGUUCCAGGAUGAGUGGAUCUCUCUGAGAGAGCUACUAUCUCGCUGUGGUCGAAGGCUGACGAUGAAUGAGCUGUGGGCUCUUUGUUACUCCUGUCUGGAUUCACUGCAGACCUAUAUCGACUUCCCAGCAUAUUUAUGUCUUGACACGGUGUACGUAAAUUGUAAAGGAGAGGUGCUUUUUCUAAAGCCCAAACACAUAGAAACUCUAGAUGACUUUUAUCUUGCACCUGAGUAUCAAGAACAUGGGAUUGUAACGGAGAAGGUGUGUGUUUACGGGGUAGCUGCUAUCCUCUGGACCACAGCCAAGUUUGAUCUAUCUCCCAAUCAAAAACUGGCAUUACCUCGCAAAAUGAAGAGGCUUCUCCUGGAGAUGGCUAAGAAGACACCCAUAGAGAGACCGACCAUCGUAAUGGCUAAAAAAAGCUGUCUUGACAAUCUGUCACAUCAGGGAAUGAGUGCUGAGCUUGUCUGGACUGACCUCAUCAGCAGAAUUCACCCGCCAGCCUUGAACUCCAGUGAGGUUGAAGAUUGUAGCACAACUGAAGUUCACCUCUGUCCGUGUGAAGAACAUGCACCAAACAGCGGAGCGUCCAACAGAGAGUGUGAGGGACCACAGAUUCGCCCCCCAAAGAUGCGCAGGAGACGGGGGGAGCUCCAAGUCCCAGAGAUCCAGGCGCUGCCCCAGAACACAGGAACCCCAAGGAGACUGCAACCAGAAAGGCCCCCGCCCCACUCAAGAGGCACAGAGGAUCGCCCCGGAGGGCCACAACCAGCAGUCGGCAGAGUCCCAGGAGACAUCAGCGGCAAGCCCACAGGCCCGCCCGCAGCCUCCCACCCCCUAGCCGGCCGAGCCCGGGACCCAGCGACCCAGGACCCAGGGGCGACCACCCCUGCCGAGGACCCAGCAGAGCCCAGGGACCCAGACCCCACCAGGCAGCCACCGGGAUCUAUCAGGCAGAUGCCAAAACCGGUGAAAGCUGAAUUCACAAUGACUCUUUGGGUUCUCGUGGUCUCGACGUCUGAUGACAUCACCACUCGGGUCGCCGUUCCUUUGGACUGCUGGGACACACCGCCCAGCAGCUUGCCCUUCUGCAGCAGGUGUGUUCAGCCUUCUGGACUGGAUGUCAUAAACUGCUUCAACCACCAGAGGGAGACAUGUCUCCAUAAGUAUGGAGCCAAUGUUUGUCAACAUGUGACUUGUUACACAGGAAAUAUUACAGGAAUGCCAUCCGGUUUGUUUCCUGAAAUCCAGAAGGCAAAGAGUCAGGGUCAGCGCCCUGAGCCCGAACAGAAGAAUCUUCAGGUUUCCAUCAAUUUGUGUGCAGGAAUCACACUUUCCUUCAUUUAUGAGCAAAAUGGGAAUGGUCGGCUCUCAGCAGUGGGCUGGGACUGCUUUUUCACUCAUCCAUAUUUGUGUUCUCCCACCAGGAAUGUAUGGCAGCACCUCCCACCAGCAGAGAGCAGCAGUGCCCUGAGGACACCAUCAGACCCUCAGCAGCUCCUCGCGUACGCUGACCGGGUCUCCAACUGGAUCUCUGCUGCAAUCCUCACCUGUGAUUCUGUCAAGACACAGGUUGCCUUGCUGACCAGGUAUCUGUGCAUGGGAAAGUUCUGCUAUGACGCGAGGAACUUUGCUUCAGCCAUGCAGGUCCUCGGGGCGCUGGAGAACAGGGCGGUGAGGCAGCUUCCGACUUGGAAACAUCUGGCUUCCAAGGUAUUGGACAUCCUGGAGGGGCUGCGAGUCGUUCAGAACCAGUCUGAGGAUGGACAUUCUCCUCUGAUCUCUUUUGAUGUGGGUCUAACAGAUGAGAUCUGUGAAUGCCUAAGGCAGAGCACCAGGAAAUUGUAUCUGAUCUUCACCGGCCCUGGUGAAGUUUUCCUCCUUACCGUUUGCUGCAGGAAGAGUGACGACGUGUGUCUGGAGGGGCAGCCAAGAAGGAGGAGGCCCAUCCUGGCCGUGCACAUCCAGCAGCUGGAGAUCGGUGCUUUCACCCUCACUAUGGUGUGUGUGUGUGUGUGUGUGUGUGUGUGUGUGUGUGUGUGUGUGUGUAUGCUGAGGUCACAACGAGUGGGGCUUGGACGUGUUGCUGCAGAAGGCACCUGUGGGAGGGGGUUUGAUGUUUAUGGCCAGCUGCUCGGAGGAGAAAGACUUAUCGUCAUCGUUUCUUUACAUUUUGUUCUCAUUUCAUGUUCCUGCCAUUUCCCAUUGGAAAUUUUGAGUCAGGUCCGUGCCUUCCAGGAGGUUCAGUACCCAUGCAGCCCACACCAUGACCUUCAGGCCUACCUGUGUCUUCGCAACGCCCAGCUCGCCAACGCGAACAUCCACCUAUUGGAAGGUUGUAUUGUUAUCUGUUAUGUGCCUCUUGUCGAUUAAUGAGCUGAUGUCUGUUCGUGUGUAUAUUUGAUGUAUGUGUGUUUGUGUGAUUAUGUAUUUGUGACAAAAACAAAAAAAGCUUGUUAAAAAAAAUUCCACAAAAGGAAAGAGAGGAGGAGCUGAGGGUGAGGCUGUAAGGCUGCGAUCAACUGACGACAACGGGUCGAACUAGCUACAAGCUAACCUGAAGCUAACCAUGGCUAACCCAAAGCUAACGCGGAGGUGGGAGCUAAGCUAACGGAUGUAGCUAUCUAGCUACAACCUGAGCUAACUCUGUGGAACACCAGCGACCUGAAGCUCACAUGAAGUUUAAGUGGAGGUUUGUGCUGCUUUUUCAUGAAAAGUACCUUUCUGUGAAUAAAAACGUAUUAAAUCGGUAAGUUUAUAAGUUAUUUCCGUAAUGAAAAUAUAUUUUGCUUUGAGCAAGUUUUCAAUAUUUUUAACGUACCGUAUUUUCUGGACUAUAAGUCACUCCGGAGUCGCCCCAGCCAUAAAAUGUAUAAUGAAGAAGAAAAAACAUGUAUAAGUCGCAUUUUGGGGGGACAUUUUGUUAUUUUUCUACAAAAUCUGAGACCAAGCAUUUCACAUUGCAAGACAAGUACCAGUAACAAUAAGAAUAAUGCACCACAGCAGCGCGCCACGGUCUCCAGCAGAGGAUGGCGGUGUUUGAAACCCUCCCAGCGGGACAGGGGAGCUCAUUCCUGGGUCGGAGUCGGCCCGCAGCAGCGCGGUGUAGCCUACAUAAUUUGUUAUAUAAGUCGCUCCAGAGUAUAAGUAGCAGGACCGGCCAGACUAUGAAAAAAGUGCGAUUUAUAGACCGGAAAAUACGGUCGUUAUUAGUAUUUGAGAUAAAUUAGCAGGCUAAAUACAUUUCAUAUAUUUCCAAAACUUAAUACUUGUUUGUAUGUUGUACAGCCAAGUAGCCUUCAUUCUGGACUCAGAAUAAAAUUCACCAAAUCAUAAUCAUACAUUUCUACUGAUCCAAUCAGAAUCUGACAGAGCUGUGGUUUUGGAUCAGUG